Messenger RNA from Wyeomyia smithii (pitcher-plant mosquito), 3921 nucleotides. RefSeq lists its product as uncharacterized. Gene Ontology annotation, biological process: tRNA methylation. NCBI's taxonomy places the organism in Eukaryota, Metazoa, Arthropoda, Insecta, Diptera, Culicidae. The record is from RefSeq and is a predicted model, not a curated record. Gene Ontology annotation, cellular component: cytosol. The transcript has 2 exons. The coding region runs from base 182 to 3871 and encodes 1229 amino acids.
GCAACAACAUUCCACACGCAUCAAUGGUCCAAGCGUCGGUGGUUUUCUUCGCCGAUUUUCAUCUGAGCAACAGCUAGGUACCAGAAGAAUGGUCGAAACUACAAUCAAUUGGGAUCGGAGUGGAUGAAAUUAUCGCUGCCGUGUAGGAGAACUAACACCGAUUGGUAAAAGUAAGAAAAUUAUGGGUAUCUAUGAACAGCGACGUGUCGAUUGGCUCGAAAGGUUAGAUCGUGCCAGCGGAAUCACGACGGUGCUGCAUAUUUGUCAGGAAAUAUGCAAUUUGGUAGCGGAACGUAAGACAGGUGAUCCGCCUUCGGCGGAGGAAAUCCUGCCGGGUUCUGCGGAAUGGGGUGCCCGGCUGUAUCUGAACAAUGAGCUGCUCGUGCGGUUGAAGUUUAUCUCCGAGAGCCCUCGCAGUACGUUCGUGCAGCGGAGGAUUAUCGCCAAAUCGCUGUACAAAAUCUACGCCGAAAACUUCCGUAACUGUCGGAUGGUGUUUCCCGUGGGAGGAAUUUUACCAUCCGGAGGAAGCGGUCCGGCCGAUGAUGCGGUUGCCAUCUAUGGCAUGGUUUUUUCGGGCUUUCUGGUGCAGUACAGUGAGGAGGAUUUGAGUGUUGUUGUCCGACGGAAUUUGGAGCUCUUUCAGGCGAUGGGUUGCUAUACGAGACACUUCAGUACGGUGGUGGAUAACUUGUUGGUACUGCAGCGGAUGGAUCAGUAUGAAAAAUUGUUUGCUGAGCGGUGGGAGAAGAUUUGGUUCAUUGUGCUACUUAAUUUGGAAUCGCCUUUUCGGGGAGUUCGGGAGAAUAUGCUUUGCGUGCUGAAGAAUUUGAUCGACGAUUACAAGCUUACCCGGUCGGUGGUUCUGCCGACGAUUCUACGCUGGAGCUGGCUGAACAGGAAUAAGUUUCACCUGCUGAUUGCUCUGCUGGGAAAGUAUCAGCUUAGGCAUUUGGAGGAGAUGGCCGGAGAAAAGAUCGACCUGUAUCCAGCGCUAGCGCUGUCUCUACACUACAAACAUUUGUUUUCAGGCAGUCAAGGUAUCGUGCGUAUCCUGCAAAAACAGCAGGAUGAAGAUCUGUACGAGCUGGAGGUUAAAAUCCUGCAGGAGGCUAAUAUCGAAUUGGUUCGAACCAUGAUUAAGCAGUGGUUCUCCAAUCUGACGGCGGGUGAUUUAAAGGAAUUGUUCCGUCUGAUGCAGCUCGAUCAGCUGAGAGUUGGAGAAAAUCGAAAACUCAUACCAGAAUACCUCAAAAAGAACAAUUUCGUAAAGUUCUUUCAGUAUAUGCACCUCUUUCGGCGUGAGUUUCAAACCUGUAAAGAUCUCAACAUUCUGCUUGUAUUAAUGCUGCAAAUAGCAACGGAAGCGGAUCUGGAUCCCAUUCCUAUGUCUCUACUAGUAGAAACUUUGGUUCAUCAUAUCACAACACCUAACACGAGCAUCCAUCCAUCCACGAGUGUGUUCUACAUUUUUAAGCUUAAAGAGUACAUCCUGCAGCGGAUGGGAACUCCCUCCGUUAACCUGUGCAACACCUUUGUGGCACAGUGCACAAAACUGCUCAACUACAUCGCAUCCCUCUCGCUGGAACGCUACGAACCGAAUGAGGACGCUUACGGGAUUGUAUCGGAGCUGAUGGGUUCGACCGUAUUUCACCAGUAUUUGCAGAAGCAGUCCGCGAAAAAUUAUCACGCCGUCAUCACCAGUUUGCGAAUGUUCCAAGCAUUUGCUUCUCUAUUUCUCGAAUUCACACCCGAAUCACCCUACCGACUGCAGGAAAAACCGAUCACCACAACGGAUGCCGGCGGAACCGCACUAAGCUACCUCCUUCCAAUGGAAGCGGACACCUUUUAUGAUAUGAUCUACACCGUGGAGCAUCUGCUAACGUCCGACUUCGAGGACGUACGAUUGAUCGCCCUCAAGUUGCUGUACAACAAAAAUUCCGCUUAUCACUUCGGACCAGCGUUGCAGGGUAAACUAUCGCUAAUCUAUUCCUAUCGGACCUCAUCCGCUAUUCUGGAAGCGAUGACAAGCUUCUUCGACGAAUCCCACACCGCUCUGGCAACGUCACUACGUGACCACGAUCGCGACCUGUUCGCGAUGAUGCGUAACGACUAUCAGCUGUAUCAGCAAAUCGACGGCAUUACGGAGGCUUUCUUUGGCUAUCGGGAAUCUCGCACCCUCAGGGUGCUAGAAGGAAUUCGUUCCUUCAAUGGGAUGCUGCUGUUGGUUAACCGAGCGGUCGAAUUUGUGCUGCGUUCGUUUAACUGCGCCAAAGGACCCAAGGAGGCGCACCUGGUCGGUUCGAGUUUCGAAAUAAUGGACAACAGCUUGCAGCUGCUGUUGGAUCGAUCGGCACAACGCUCCACAAAUCUCGCAGCGGACAAAAAGACGAUGCUGAAAAUGCUCUGGAUGGCACUCCGAUCGGCUGGUUGCUUCGCAGAAAACUUCGCCUCCUGGGUGCUGGACAAUUAUCGCCUACGGCUGGACACCAUUCAGCAACUGUCAAUAUGCCUCCGGCUGUUUGUGAUGAUUGCGCUAAACUGCUGCCACCGGGGUGCGAUCGAAGCUACCGGCGUUUGCUUUGGGAAAGUGAUUCGAAAAAUUGCCAACCUCAAAGAGCGGCUAGUGGUUCGGAACGAUUACCGCAAUCGACAGGCCCGAGCGGUAGUGGAUUUAGCGGAGCGCAUGUUCCGGGCACUGAUUCGUCUCAACGUACAAGACGAUGAUUUCCGGCGCUGCCGGGGCUAUCUCUGGUUGAUACAUAAUUUUAUAAAAAACGAUACCUACAUGAACGCGGAACGAUCGUACCUGAAAAUUUACAUCGAUGAGCAGCGGCUUCCGCUGAGCAACCAACAUCACCAGCAGCAGCAACCGAUAGGGGCGGAAGCGAUGGCCAGAAUUACCGUUUUACAAUUGCAUCAAUUGAACCUACUGGUGCGGGAGGCUUCGAUGAACGAAACCAUGCUCGAGUACAUUGACGAUCUGAUGAUGAUCGCGCUGGAGCGAUUCAAAUCAACCGAAUGGCCAACACGGAACGCUGCCCUGCAGCUGUACGCGUCCAUCGUGACGAAGCUGGUCGGCCAGCGCCAGCAGUGUUCCGAUCCAAAGUGUGACUGGCUACCGGUGUAUGUGUCUCUCAACGAGCUAAUUCACAAGCUGGUUAAAUCCAACAGAUACAUCCUACGGGAGCUUCGCGCUGGUGGCGAUCAACCGGAAACCCCUUUCCUGAUACUGGUGCUAGAGUUUCUCUCGAAGGUGGAAUAUCGACCGUAUGCAGUUCCGGGUCAGAAAACGAUUGUUCUCGAAUAUCGUGCGAUGAUGUGGCGCUAUCUGAGCCACGAGAACGAUCAGGUUCGGCGACUAGCGGCAACCUGUUUUGCCCAGCUGCACGAUCCCUACGAGGACAUGGGAAGGCUGAUGGAGAAUUUGAUCAUAUGCUUCUAUACGGCACGCGGGAAUGAAAACUUCCGCCAUGGGCUCCUGCAGGCGAUACAUUUUAUGGUGCGGAAGUAUGUGACGAAUGCGCGCUUCAUGGGUGAAUCGUUUGUGAAGGAGGAGUACCUGGCACGGGUGCGACAGCUGUUGGUUCGCUAUUGCCCACUGGAUGACGGGAAGGUGGCCAGCUAUCGACUGCGGUGUCAUCUGUUGGAUCUGCUGCUGUAUUUGGGCUUUGAUAAGAUGGAUCCGCUUGUGACGGCGCAGGUUUUCGGAAAGUUAACCGCAACCUGUUUCGGGUUGAAUGUGUUUCUGAUGCGAACUAACGCGCUGUAUAAUAAGGGCCAGCCGGUGGAGACACGCAGCGAAGGGCUGAUGGAGUACGAGGUUGUUAUCGAUGGAAUGGAGAAGGACGAUGAGGUGGAGGGAGAAUAGUUUGUAAUAAAAGGGUGAAAUUGUAAAGUUUGUAUUAAUUUUCUAAAAAC